AUGGACGCCGCUCAAGAAGCUCAGAACAGGGAGGCAUUCCGGCAUGCCGUCGUCAAUACCCUCGAACGGCGUUUGUUUUACAUCCCUUCCUUCAAGAUCUACCGCGGUGUUGCCGGCCUUUAUGAUUAUGGGCCGCCGGGCUGUGCCGUUAAGUCUAACAAUGCAUUGGACUCAUCCACCUUAAAUUUUGCUGAUGUAAAUUUUAUUUCUAUGGUCCAGCAUUUUGUCCUUGAGGAGAACAUGCUAGAAGUCGAUUGCCCUUGUGUCACACCAGAGGUUGUGCUCAAGGCAUCUGGCCAUGUUGACAAGUUUACUGACCUCAUGGUCAAAGAUGAAAAGACUGGAACGUGUUACCGGGCAGAUCAUCUGCUCAAGGACUACUGCAAAGACAAGCUUGAGAAGGAGCCUAACCUUAGCGCUGAUAAGGCAGCUGAGCUCAGGCAUGUGCUUGCUGUGCUAGAUGAUCUUUCUUCGGAGGAGCUUGGUGCUAAAAUAAAGGGUUAUGGAAUUACAGCUCCGGACACAAAGAACAGCCUCUCAGACCCUUACCCUUUUAACCUAAUGUUCCAGACAUCAAUUGGGCCGUCUGGCUUGAGCCCUGGUUAUAUGCGUCCCGAGACAGCUCAGGGGAUUUUUGUGAACUUUAAGGACUUGUACUACUAUAACGGCAACAAGCUUCCUUUUGCAGCUGCACAGAUUGGUCAAGCUUUUCGAAAUGAGAUCUCUCCAAGGCAAGGUCUACUAAGGGUCCGCGAAUUUACACUGGCCGAGAUCGAGCACUUUGUGGAUCCUGAUGAUAAGUCCCACCCUAAAUUUGCUGAGGUUGCCACAUUGGAAUUUUUAAUGUUCCCUAGGGAAGAUCAGGUAUCCGGACGAGCAGCAAGGAGAAUAGCUAUUGGGGAAGCAGUGGCCCAGGGAAUUGUUAAUAACGAGACACUGGGUUAUUUCAUCGGGCGUGUGUAUCUCUUCUUAACCCAACUUGGUAUUGAUAAGGACCGGCUAAGGUUCCGGCAGCAUCUGGCGAAUGAGAUGGCACACUAUGCAGCUGACUGUUGGGAUGCUGAAAUUGAAUGCUCUUAUGGUUGGAUCGAGUGUGUUGGUAUUGCUGAUAGAUCAGCAUAUGAUUUGCGUGCCCACACUGAUAAAAGCGGAGUUCUCCUGGUUGCACAUGAAAAAUUCACAGAACCUAGAGAAGUCGAGAAACUUGUCAUAACACCGGUAAAGAAAGAGCUGGGUCUUGCCUUUAAGGGUAGCCAAAAGAUGGUGGUUGAAGCUUUGGAGGCCAUGGAUGAAAAGGAAGCCAUGGAGUUGAAAGCAACUCUGGAAGCCAAAGGAGAGGCUGAGUUUCGCGUUUGCACCCUCGACAAGGCCGUGACCAUAAAGAGUAAUAUGGUCUCCAUCUCCAAGGAGAAGAAAAAAGAGCACCAGAGGGUUUUCACGCCAUCGGUUAUCGAGCCAUCAUUCGGUAUCGGGAGGAUCAUAUACUGCCUCUACGAACACUCGUUUUACACGAGACCAAGCCGAGAUGGGGACGAACAGCUCAACGUCUUUGGCUUUCCGCCCCUCGUUGCCCCCAUCAAAUGCACCGUGUUCCCUCUGGUUCAGAAUGAGCAAUAUGAAGAAGUUGCUAGAAGGAUUGCCAGGUCACUUACUGCUGUUGGGAUAACGUACAAAAUCGACGUUACAGGUACCUCGAUUGGAAAGAGAUAUGCGAGAACUGAUGAACUGGGAGUCCCGCUGGCGAUCACAGUGGACUCGACAAGCUCAGUGACUGUUAGAGAAAGGGACAGCAAGCAGCAGAUUCGUGUGAAUGUCGAUGAGGUGGCGUCUGUGGUGAAGGAGUUUGCAGAUGGCGUGAGCACCUGGGGUGACGUGCUGUGGAGAUACCCGACUCAUUCUUCUUGA
This is a messenger RNA of Striga hermonthica, 1905 nucleotides long. NCBI's taxonomy places the organism in Eukaryota, Viridiplantae, Streptophyta, Magnoliopsida, Lamiales, Orobanchaceae. The record is from the annotation of a GenBank genome assembly.